This is a messenger RNA of Soboliphyme baturini, 468 nucleotides long. The record is from the annotation of a GenBank genome assembly. Lineage: Eukaryota; Metazoa; Nematoda; Enoplea; Dioctophymatida; Soboliphymatidae.
UUGCAUUGCUCCAUCGACCCUCUCAUUAUCAGAAUUGUACAGGAUCUUGCCGAUAUAACAUUCAAUUUUUGGUAUCGUCUAUCGGAAUUCAUUUACCUGCGAAACGAUGACGAAUUAAAGGCGACUUUUCAGUCGUACAUCGAACGAUUGGUGAUCGCGCUCUAUCGACACUGCAGGUUUGACCCGGAUCACGUAAGGUCAUACUACCUUUUGUCAUCAUCUGACUUUUCAGAGUUCAGGCGUUUGGUGGCUGAAGUAAUCAAGGACGUGGUGUUCAUCAUUGGCUCCAAAUCGCUCUUCCGAACGAUGUUCCAGUGCGCCAAGCAGAAUGCUAGUUGGGACGAAACCGAGUCGGUGUUGUUCAUCAUGACAGCCGUCGCCAAGAAUCUGAUUCCUUGGUUUGAUGCGCAUGAUUCUGCAAUCAUCGCAGGGAUUCUGUUGUUUAAAGUCUUUUCACCGGUCACCUGA